Messenger RNA from Penicillium cataractarum, 2295 nucleotides. Its product is annotated as serine/threonine-protein kinase. Bases 1 to 2295 code for a protein of 764 amino acids. The transcript is spliced from 2 exons. Gene Ontology annotation, cellular component: nucleus; cytoplasm. NCBI's taxonomy places the organism in Eukaryota, Fungi, Ascomycota, Eurotiomycetes, Eurotiales, Aspergillaceae. The record is from RefSeq and is a predicted model, not a curated record. Gene Ontology annotation, biological process: intracellular signal transduction; protein phosphorylation. Gene Ontology annotation, molecular function: ATP binding; protein serine/threonine kinase activity.
AUGACCGUCACAUACGACCCUCCCUCUCGGGGGACGAACGCAUCCUUGGCCAGCCUGGAAGAGCGAUUUCAGGUUAUGAAAGAGGUCGGCGAUGGUAGCUUCGGUAGUGUCGCCUUGGCUCGUGUACGGACUGCCGGUGCUCACAUUGCGCGACGAGGGACGAUGGUCGCUAUUAAAACGAUGAAGAAGACUUUCGACUCACUAGGCCCAUGUCUGGAGCUCCGAGAAGUCAUCUUCCUGCGCACUCUCCCCAUUCACCCUCACCUCGUCCCCGCGCUCGAUAUCUUCCUCGACCCUCUCACCCGCAAGCUACACAUCUGUAUGGAGUAUAUGGAUGGUAACCUGUACCAAUUGAUGAAGGCCCGUGAUCACAAGUACUUCGAAGGCAAGCACGUCAAGAGCAUUCUGUACCAGAUCCUCUCCGGAUUGGACCACAUCCACGCCCACCACUUCUUCCACCGCGACAUUAAGCCCGAGAACAUUCUGGUAUCGACCUCCGCCCCCAAUGACUCUACCUUCAGCCGCUACUCCAACCUCGUCACCCCUCCAUCCACCCCUCCCACCUAUACCGUGAAGAUCGCCGACUUUGGUCUCGCCCGUGAGACGCACUCCAAACAACCCUACACCACCUACGUCUCGACCCGCUGGUAUCGGGCUCCUGAAGUGCUCCUGCGUGCGGGCGUCUAUUCUGCCCCGGUCGAUAUGUGGGCCGUUGGCGCCAUGGCCGUUGAAAUCGCUACUCUCAAGCCGCUCUUCCCCGGCGGCAAUGAGGUCGACCAAGUGUGGCGCGUUUGUGAGAUCAUGGGUAGCCCUGGUAACUGGUACAGUAAGUCUGGUGCGAAGAUUGGCGGUGGUGAGUGGCGCGAAGGUUCUCGACUGGCCCACAAGCUCGGCUUCACGUUCCCCAAGAUGGCACCGCACUCUAUGGAUACCGUUCUCCAGCAGCCACAAUGGCCAGCUGCGCUCGCCGAGUUUGUGACUUGGUGUCUUAUGUGGGAUCCUAAGAACCGCCCGACCUCGACCCAAGCACUGAACCAUGAGUACUUUGCCGAUGCGGUUGACCCUUUGCGGCCCAAGUCCUCUACUUCUUCCCGUCUGCUGGGCCGCAAGCCCUCCGACAGGAGCUUCAAGUCUCCCACUCUCACCCCCAGCGACUCUCCUACCCUUUCCUCCAAGCCCUCGUGGUUCCGCCGCUCAUUGAUUGGUCGGUCUGAGAGCCCCGUCCCUACUAUUGAUGGCGACAGCCCUGCCAGACCUGCUCCUGUGACUUACAAUACCGUCCCCGAAAUCCAACCGGCCAAGCCCCGCCCAGCAAACACCAAGCGGGCGACCUGGGCCAACGGUGCCCCCAUGCCCAUUCUUCCUUCCAUCCGCCCCGUGUCUCCUCUCUCCAACUCCGUGACCGCCCAAGCGAACGCAACCGUCGCGCACGGCGAGGCCUCGAAGCCUUCCGAUGCCGACCAGAGCAAGAACAAGAAAAUUGGUCGUCAACUGUCCGUCAACUCGAAUGGAAAUCACUACUCGGAUGUGCACCGACAGGAGGCCGAGCGUAUGCUCAAUGGCUCUGGCCAGACUACCCCUACCACCAAGGAGAGUUUCUUCUCCCACCUGCGGAAGCGUGCUCGCCGACUUUCCGGACGUAACCAGGCCAACCCUGCUGUGGAGGAUGUCGAGGCCAAUGCUGGCUGCAUUCCCUGGUCUAACCGCUCAUCAAUGGCUCUCGAUGGAACCAACCCGGGCGAGCCCAAGCCACACUCCGACCUGAGUGAGCUGGAUAAGGCUCUCCAGAGUGUCAAGUACGCAUUGGACACCUCGACUCUUGGAAACGUGCCCGUUCACCUGAUGAACAGCUCCGACAAUGUCAUGAAGCGGCAGUCAAUGCCCACUAGCAACCCCGGUCCCAUCUCAAGCCGCACCCGGCGAGCAAUGCAGAUGACGAGCCACCCGGUCCACCGGUAUGAGACACCGGAGGAAGAGGAUGAGCUGCUCGAUGAGGUCCUGCAUUCUGCCAGCAAGGCCGCCAAACGUCUCGCUCAGGCACAAUCCCUAACCUCCCAUCCUUCCGAUGGGAGCCACCGACACACUGACGGCUCGCACGCCCUUCCCAGCCCGUAUCCUACUCCUUCGCCAACCGCCAAGGCCGAUGGCUACUUUGAGACCCCCAUCAAGCAGAGCAUGGCCAAGGCUGGUAACGAAACCUCUAACCGCCAAUGGCCCACUCCUCCUUACGAAGAGGCCGAGUGGAACAACAAGGCGACCACCUUGCACUUCCCUUCUGCAUCCAACUACAUCUAA